AUGAAAAAUAGUAUGAUGGUAUUCGGCCUCAUCCUUUUGGUGUUCGUCGGUAUCUUACAAACUUCAGAGAGCAGGUGUGUAUUCGGUGAAGUGGUCUAUGUUGCAGUCAUUAACAAUCUCCCUCUAAAAUCUCCAGUGCUAACACUGCAUUGUCAGUCAAAAGACGAUGACCUCGGAUACCACAAUCUUACUACUAAUAAAUAUUUUGACUGGUCAUUUUACUCGCCGUCGACCACCGGAGCCGUCAAACUCUGCCGGCAACGUCCUCGACCACCGGAGGGACUCUUAGAGACAAUCAGCAACGGCGGCGUCAGCGGCGACACCAGCUUCGCCGUUGUCCUCGUCUACAGCGUACAUCUCAUCCGACAAAGGUCUCCAUCUUCAGCAUUAGAAGAAUCGCAGGCGAGAAUCGCCAGAGAGAAUCGCCGAUGGUGGCCGGGCGACUGCACAUCAGGCGACAAACACUUCAGUCGUGGUGGUCGGACGUGA
Molecule: messenger RNA, 489 nt
Organism: Striga asiatica
Lineage: Eukaryota; Viridiplantae; Streptophyta; Magnoliopsida; Lamiales; Orobanchaceae
Source: the annotation of a GenBank genome assembly